Molecule: messenger RNA, 1632 nt
Organism: Penicillium lagena
Lineage: Eukaryota; Fungi; Ascomycota; Eurotiomycetes; Eurotiales; Aspergillaceae
Exons: 1
Coding region: 1-1632 (543 amino acids)
Biological process (GO): transmembrane transport; amino acid transport
Cellular component (GO): membrane
Molecular function (GO): transmembrane transporter activity
Source: RefSeq, a predicted model, not a curated record
AUGGAUUUGGAAACAAAUCCACCCUUAAAGCCCCUCGACUCGAUCGAUCAGACCGUCCUCGAUGCACACGAUCUCGCUGCCCUUGGCCAUGACCAAGCACUAUCACGCAAGUUCAGCAUCUGGAGCAUGCUUGCUCUUGGAUUCUGCGUACUCGGAACAUGGGGAACAUUUGCACAAGAUCUAGCUACUGGUCUGACCAACGGCGGCCCCGUUGGGAUUCUCUGGGGGUUGCUGCUAGUCACGAUAUGCAAUAUCUGCGUGGCAUUGUCCCUCGGAGAGCUCUGUAGCAGUAUGCCGACAGCACUUGGCCAAGCAUAUUGGGUGUUUCGCCUCUGGAAUUCCCCUACUGGUCGAUUUACCUCCUAUCUUUGUGCCUGGAUCAAUACAUUCGGAUGGUGGACUCUCGCCGCAUCUGCGAAUGCCUUCAUGACGAAUUUCAUUCUCGGGAUGAAGGUCAUGUUCGAUAUCCAUUGGUCAGGGGCUACAGAAGGCUGGGUACAGCUGUUGUUGUACAUCGGCCUGACGUUAAUGCUCACUGUAGUGAACCUGGUCUCUUGUCGCAGUGACCGGACAUUGCCUAUCCUCAACAAUUUUAUUGGGCUGUGGUUCGCCGGGCUGUUCGUGGUGAUUAGUAUUGUGAUGAUUGCUUGCGUUGCCGCGAAACCGAACCUAUCAUUUCAGCCAGCGCGGUUUGUGUUCGCUACAUGGUCUAACGAUACCGAAUGGAGCGAUGGAGUCACCUGGUUUAUUGGUCUCGUUCAAGCUGCUUACGGGUUGACGGCCUUCGACUCCGUGAUUCACAUGGCUGAAGAGAUUCCUGCACCUCGAAAGAAUGUUCCCAAAACCAUAUGGAUGUCGGUCGUAUGCGGUGCAGUUACCGGCUUCAUCUUCAUGGUGAUCUGCCUAUUUUGCAUUCAAAAUCUGGGUCGCGUCCUGAACUCACCAACAGGGUUGCCAUUUAUUGAGCUCAUCCAGAGCACAGUGGGUCUAAAUGGCGGUGCGGUCCUUAUUGCAAUGUUCGUGGCAAACGGAUUGGGUCAAGGGGUCAGCAUUAUGACGACUUCCUCGCGCUUGACCUGGGGAUUUGCUCGAGAUGGCGGUAUACCAUGGAGUCAAUACUUUGGACAUGUUGAUCAGACGUGGAAAGUGCCAGUACGUGCACUAUGGCUCCAGGGAGCCCUGAUCGCCGUGGUCGGGUUCCUCUAUCUCGGUGUGACCACAGUCCUCGAGGCUAUUCUCAGCGUCAGCACAAUCGCACUCACGAUCUCAUAUUGCAUCCCAAUUUUGACAUUGCUUUGCGUUGGUCGAGAUAGACUACCACCUGGCCCUUUUUCCCUGGGCAAAUUCGGGCCUAUUAUCAACUGGGUCAGUGUGGUAUACUGCAUCGUAACCACGGUCUUUUUCUUUUUCCCAGGCAGUCCUGCACCAACGCCGAGUGACAUGAAUUACGCAAUUGCUGUCUUUGGAGUAAUGUUGGUCAUUGCAAUUGGUUUCUGGGUUUUCAAGGGCCAUAAGACUUAUUUGACGUCGGAGGAGGCGAUGAAUACCAUCAUUCAAGCUCGUUGGCAAGAAGAAUCUGUGAGGGCCACACCUGAUGAGAAGGAAGACAAGACUGGAUCUUUUGGUACAUAA